GACAAGAGAAGUAGACAGAAGAAGACGAAGUUUCUUUUUAUUCAAGUAUAUAUAAGUCUCAUCUGUAUAUCAUACAACAGUGAAUGAACAACCCUAUUUAUAGAGUGAGAAAUCACUCCAAAAGUCAUCAUAUUGAGUAUGAUAAUAAAUAGAUACAUUCUUAUCCAAAAAGGUUCAUGAAACCUAAUGAAUAUAAAUGAUUGUUCAUGUACUAACUUUAUGGACUGUCCAACUCAUUCAAUAGAUUUAUAACAUUAAUUAAAUUAUCAUCCAUCAAAUGUAGUAAUGAAGCAAUAAUAAUUUAUCAAAUGAAAUUUAUAAAUUUAUUUUGGAAAAAUGACAGAAUACCCACCUUAAAAUUCUCUUAUUACCAUUAUUCUCUAUAGGUUUUACAAAUUCUCAAAGUUUCUCAUCUUUACUCAUAAGAUUAAUGUAUCAUCGCAUCAAAUUAAUAUAUCUUGCGCAUCAGAUUAGUGCAUCAUGUGUAAAAUGUACAUUAGAUUAGUGUAUUGUAUAUAAAUGUCAUAUAUCUUACUUAACGAUUAAUGUAUCUCGCACAUCAUAUUAAUAUAUCGGCGCUUAUAUUAUUGUAUCAGUUUGAGGGGUUUUUGUAAUUAUAAACUUAUAAGAGAUAAAUUAUAAUUUUAAAAGUAUGUGAUUUUUGUCCUUUACCCUCUAGGGGAUAAGACAAUAGUAUUCUAGACUAUGAUCAAAAUCUCAGAUACACACUUUAACUAAACUAAGGUGUUAUUACCCUCAAACUCAUUUUUUUAGUAAUUUUGUACACUUUUUUUUUUGGCUUACUUGACAUCUAAGCAUCUUUCAUACGCCUUAAUAACAUGGAGUCACAGAUUGCCAUGUGUUAAUUUUUCUAAUGAUGAAUUUGGUUAAGUGAUUUUAUUAUAGCCUAAGUGUAGAGUGAUUUUAUUAAUACAAAAUAAAAUUUAAUAACUUUUUGAUAUAAAUUCUAAAAGUUAGAAUGUGACCUUUCUUUAUUACCAAGUUCAGUCCACUCCCCUUUUUUCACUCAUUAAUUUCUCACAUUAAUGAAAAAAGUAGGGUUCAAUUUGAUGACAGAUAGGAAAAUGAUUGAUAGUUUUGUCAGUUAGGCUUCAAAUAUUUCUCAUUAUCAAGUAGCAGAAAAAAUUGAAUAUAUUUUCUCAUCAUAUACCUAAAGCAGAGAGUUAGUCUUUAGCAAUAUAAUAUAACAAUGUCUCAUGCUUUUUCUUCGAAAAUUUGCAAGUACGAUGUGUUUUUGAGUUUUAGAGGAGAAGAUACACGUAGAACAUUUGUGAGUCAUCUAUAUAAAGCCCUGGAACAAAGUGGAAUCCGCAUUUUUAAAGAUGAUGAGCGAUUAGAAAGGGGGAAACCAAUUUUUGAUGAACUUUUAAAAGCCAUAGAAGAGUCUAAAAUUGCUAUAGUGAUAUUUUCGAAAAGCUAUGCAUCGUCGAGAUGGUGCUUAGAGGAGCUUGCACACAUCAUAAAGUGUAGAAACGAAUUGGAGCUAAUAGUGAUUCCAGUUUUCUAUGAUGUAACUCCAUCAGAUGUGCGCCAUCAAAAUCCCCCUUUUGCUGAUUCAUUUUUACAAUACAUGAAAGAUGAUAUGGAGAAGGUUCAGAGAUGGAGGGCUGCAUUUGUGGAGGCUGGGAAAAUAUCAGGCUAUCAUUUACUUAAUUUCAAGCAUGAAGCAAAAUUCAACAAGAAACUUGUGGAAGAGGUGUUAGAGUUAGUAAAGCCAACAUGCAUGCACCUUCCAGGACUGGUAAUUGGGCCUAAUUCUCAUGCUGCAGGAGUGAUUUCUCUAUGUGAAUUCUACUCAUCAGCUGGUGUCUGCAUGUUUGGGAUCUAUGGGAUGGGUGGCAUUGGUAAAACAACUGUUGCCAAAGCCGUCUACAAUCAAAUCCACAGGAGGUAUGAAGGUUUCUCCUUUGUGGCUCACGUAAGAGAGCGCUCGGAAAAUAACAUGCUUCACAACUUACAGAAACAGCUUCUAUCUGAUGUUCUAAAAAGAGACAAGUUUAAAGUCCAAUACAAUGUUGAUAAGGGAAAAUGCCUAAUCCAAGACAGACUUGGUCAGAGGAAGGUCCUUAUUGUUCUGGAUGAUGUCGAUGACAUGAGCCAGAUAAAAGCAUUGGCGGAAGAGAGAAGCUGGUUUGGUUCGGGGAGCACAAUAAUUAUAACAACAAGAAGUGAGAGUUUGCUAGAUGAUGUAGGAGUAGACUAUAAGUACGAGGUAACAAGGUUGGAUGAUUUCUCUUCCAAGCGACUCUUUUUUUGUUUUCAUGCUUUCAAGAAUACUACUGUACCCGAAAAUUUGGAUCAUGAGUUGGUGAAUAACAUAGCAAGUCUAGGUGGAGGGGUUCCUUUAGCACUCGAAGUAUUGGGCUCUCUUUUGCAUAAAAAGGAUGAUCAAACAUGGAGAAGUACCCUCGAGAGCUUGAAAAAUCUUGCUCAUCACACUAGUAUUCACAAAGCACUCAAAGUAAGCUAUGACUCACUUGAUGACAACUCUAAGGAGAUUUUCCUUGACAUCGCGUGCUUUUUCAUUGAAGCCCAACAAUGUUUUGCUAGUCUUGUAUUGACUGCUUGUGGUCACUCUUUCAACUUGGGGAAAGGAAUUUUGAUUGGAAGAUGUUUAAUGAAAAUUGAACAGAAUCAAUUGUGGAUGCAUGAUUUAGUUCGAGAUAUGGCUAGAGAAAUUGUUCGUCAAGAGUCGGUUAAAGAGCCUCAUAUGCGCUCUAGGUUGUGGUUUCAUGAAGAUGUCCGUUAUGUGCUAGAAAAGAACAAGGGUAGCGACCAGAUAGAAGGCAUCAGCGCGAUCCAUCCCAGAGUGAAAGAUCUAACUGUUGGCACAAAGUCCUUUGCAAGAAUGGAUAGGUUGAAAAUAUUUCAAGCAAAAGGAAUGAAUCUUACUGGAAGCUUCAAAAAUUUGUUUGAAGAACUAAGAUGGCUAUAUUGGCAAAAUUUCCCUUUGAAAUGUUUACCUACUGAUAUUCAUCCAACCAAACUUGUGGCUCUGGACAUGCAAUAUAGCAAAUAUCAUGGAAGUUUGGCAAUCCACCAUCAAGGUUUAUUGCUAUUCCCCCUGGAAAACCUGGCAUAUCUAAAUCUCAGUCAUUGUCAACGACUAAAGCGAACUCCUGAUUUUUCAAGGGCGAUAAGUCUUGAGACAAUAUUGUUUACAGGUUGCUCCGAGUUAGGUGAGAUUGAUUCAUCAAUAAAAUAUUUGGUGAAACUUGUUUACUUAAAUUUGGAAGACUGUGUAAGCCUCAAGAAUCUACCAAACAGCAUUUGCAAGCUAGAAUCACUUCAACAUCUAGAUAUGUCAGGUUGCUCGGGUCUACAACAACUGCCUGCUGAUUUUGGAAACUUGACAAACCUAAGAAGCUUAUCAUUAGAAGGAUGCAACAGAAGUUUAAAGGCUCAAUCUUGGCGGACUUGUAUUUUAUCUCAUUUCCCAUGGGCAGGAAGUAGUUCAUCGCGUCCAGAGUGGUUGUUGCCACAUUCCCUUUCCCGUUUAAGUCACUUGACGGAGCUCAAUCUCAAAGAUUGUAGGCUUUCAGAAGCAGAUAUUCCCACCAAUCUUGGGAGUUUAACCUCAUUGGAAUACCUGGAUUUAGGAGGAAAUGAUUUUUACACUCUCCCAUCAUCCCUGUUUUGCGACCUAUAUGAGCUACAGUGUCUUGUCCUGGAUGAUUGCAAGAAUCUUCAAAUGCUCUCACUGCUUCCUUGUAAUCUGCUAGAGCUCCAUGCAAAUGAUUGUUCAUCCAUUGAAAGUCUAGACAUGUCCAAUUACAGGAUAAUGCCACAGCUCCAUGUAUCUAAUUGCGACAGAUUGUCCGAGAUUAAGGGCAUGGAAACUAUGGAAAAUGUUGAAUAUGUUUGCAUGGAACACAGUCGCAAGAUGGCAAGACGUUUCUUUGAUGAAAGUUUCUUCCAGCUGACGGGAGAAUGUGAUAAAGAUCUUCCUUAUCCAAGCAGCUACUAUAUUGCAGGUAGCGAGGUUCCAGAAUGGUUCAGCAACUUAAACAUAGGAUCUAAUAUAACCUUAACAAUGCCACCAAACAUAGAACAUAACUUCCAGGGAAUGAUCCUUUGGUCUAUCUACAAGUGCAAAUACAAUGGAGUAUUUCAAUAUGGUCCUAUCAUAGAGGUCGGUGAUCAGACCAAUAAGGUUACAUGGGUCCUUGGCUUCCCCGAAAUUACUGUAACCGCUGACAACUGUUCUUGGGUGAGCUUCAUACCACAAGAUUACUUUUGUCCUGCUUUAGAAGGUGGAGAACAAAUUACAUUUUCGUUCAGUAUCAGAGAGCAAGGAUUCACAGGGUUAAGUGUGACAAAGUGUGGUGUCCAUCCAGUCUAUGCAACAGCAGGAAGAGCACUGCCAAAACUCCAGUUUCGGAGUAAUUUUGAGGAAAGGAGGUCGAUCUGUGGAGACAAUCAUCCUUUGCUGAAAUAGGACAUGUACUGUCAUAUAGUCUUAAUAAUGGCACUGGUGAUCAGCACAUUCAGAAAGUCAUAUUUGACGGCCUUCGUCUUUCGCAAGCUAGUGAUGGCACAUCUUUAUUUCACAACAUCAUCGGCACACCUUUCCAUGUAAAUCACGCCAGCUUUCGUCAGCUUUUGCAGGAAGCAUAUGACCAUAGUCGACAGAAUACAGCUGAUUGGCGAGAUCUAUUUUGCAAAGUGGUAGUCAACCAACAAAACAGGUUAGGCUUGGAUGAAGGAAGUUGGAACUGUUGGGUUUGAUGCCUUGAAAAUGAAUAGUCUUGCUGAAAACCUUCAAGGUCAAAGUUCAAAAUCUUUUAAAUUUGAACUUCUUCCCAUAAGGCCAAAUAUCCAAAACCGUGGUUCUUGUAGAUUACCUUGGUUAAAGUUAGACAAACGGCAAUGGUAAUUGGUAAAUAUUAUAGACAACUGAGGGUCUAUUGGAAACAAUCUCUCUAUUAGAAUGUGAUUUUACAGUGGGUCUGUUAUUAUUGUUGUAUGUGAAUAAAUACGUAUAAGCUUCAAUUAAUUAAAAUGUGAUUUUGGUUUCUUUAUGUA
Molecule: messenger RNA, 5046 nt
Organism: Solanum lycopersicum (tomato)
Lineage: Eukaryota; Viridiplantae; Streptophyta; Magnoliopsida; Solanales; Solanaceae
Source: RefSeq, a predicted model, not a curated record